GACGUCCCAAGUCCUCGAAAGUGAACUGAAAUUUUGACCCAAAUAUCGCAAUAUAUUGCGACAAGGUCUUUUAGUCGAGGAGAACUAAAUAGAGGCAUUGUAUAGCCUUGGAGUGAGGUCGCUGUCUGCUAUGAAAUCUUGAGGCUGACCUGGGAACCAAGACGAUUUCUUCUCAAAGUUGUGAACGUCGAAUGGCCAAGAUGUCGACGUCCAUGAAAGCGAGACGUGGACCUGGCUCCAAACCUUCAAACACCAGAGGUCCUAACAGAUCAACAAGAACUCAGGAAAAGAAUUACAUUGCUGAUGGAAUUUACAGCAAUGAAAGAUUUACCCAUGUGGCUACAUCACUGAUUGGAUGCACAGUCCAAAUACAAGUGAAAAAUGGGGAUAUUUAUGAUGGGAUUUUGAUUACCUUUUCAUCAGAGAUGAAAAUUGUUUUAAAGAAAGUCCACAAAAUCACAGAGUUUGGGUCAACGGCGAUCCCGUCUCGCGACUUGCUUCAGGAAACAGUUGUGUACAGUCUGAACGACGUAGUAGCAAUCAACGCCAUCGAUGUCGAUCUAGAAUAUGCAGUCAAAGAUAGUUUUACUGAUAGUGGUAUAAGUAAAUUUAAUGGCCAAAUAGGUGAGAAGGAGCUGACCCCAUGGGAAAGUGAAGGAGGGGAGGAAUUGGUGCUAGAGGGAGAUGCUUCAAAUGGUUGGGAUCCUAAUGAGAUGUUCAAGACAAAUCGAGAGCAGUUUAAUGUUCAGUCCACUUACGAUGACAAACUUUCUCAAUAUACGACGGUAUUGGAAAAGAGCAAUUCUAAGGAAUACCGCAGACGGGAGGAAAUGGCUAACAAGCUAGCACAGGAGAUCGAGGGUACGGAGGGCUACCGGGCGCGGCAGGACCUGGAGAAUGGGGAUGGGAAUGAGGAAGACAAGUUUAGCGCUGUUUUGCGACCUAUGGGCAAUGGUACUGGCAAUAAAUGUGGUAAUCGGAAGCUGCCAUCAUUUCAUAUGAAAAAUACGAAAAGAUACACACCUCCUCACCGCCGGAAUCCCCCACGACAGGUGCCCCACGGUGAUGGUCCUGGUAGAUCGUCACCCUCACGGACUUCACAGCCCCCACCGCAACAUCAUCGCUUAACGGCCUCCCACCCGCCUCCAGGGAUGCCUCACCCGCAGCACAUGCAGUCAGUCCAGCCAACACACCUACAGCCAGCUACUGUGCAGCCGACGCCCCCGCCCCAACAGACGUCCCCCAGCCCAUCCCCACACAGCCCCUCCCCCCAUAACAUCCAGUCACAGGUGCUCACUCCACCGCAGACGCCCCCAGCCAAACCCGCAGACCCACAAACCACAGACAAUACUGACCAAUCAUCCAUGGAAUCUCCAAAGCUACCUAGUCCAGAUGACAGCGUGCCAAAUACAGAAACCUCGUCUGGUUCCUCAUCACAAGUCUCGCCUCCUAGCAACAAAUCUGAUCAUUCGGGAGUUUCAAGAGACGAUUUGAUGCGAGAUGAACAGAUACGAGAACUUAGGGAGUUUGGAGCUCAAUUUAAGUUAUCAGAUGGUGAGAGUAAGGCGUCGUCAGAAGAGAAAAGUCAGUCAGCAGAGAAGGAGCGGUUAGAAGGUCAGCCAGGAAAGAAAGAGACAGAGCAAGAGAGCAAAGAUAAAUUAUUAGCAGAGGCUGUGAAGAAAUCAACUUUAAAUCCAAAUGCAAAAGUUUUUAACCCCAAUGCAAAAUCUUUCCAACCUAAACACUCCAAUGCCAACACUCCCACGCCUCCACGGCCUCAGACCCAGAGCCCAGUAAUCGCACACCAGCAACUGGGACCUGUGCAACUUGCCUUCAUGUCAGGAGUCAUGCCACAGCCAAAAUUUCCCAAAAGAGCAGUGGUCUCUGUCUCACAGCGGCCCGACUACAAUGCGGCGGCCCAAGCUGCAACGGGCCAGCCCCUACUGGCCCAGACGACCAACCCAUUCUUCUCUUACCAAAUGGUAUCUGUCCAGGGGGGAAUGCCUCAGCCAACGCAUGUCAAUUAUCCACAGUUACUGCCUGUCAGUCACGGGACACGGAUGCCCUCAAAUCUGUCCGUGAUGCCCAACAACCCCCAGGGGCCCCAGGAGCAUAACCCACAGGCGCAGUACCCAGUCUUCAUGACGCCACCAGUGCCGGCCCAUCUCCCACACCCAGGGCCACAGCACCCACCCACGCCUGCCCAUAUCAGCCAGCACCCCGGGGUAGGGCACCAUGGCCAGCCUCAGCACCCUGGCGGUGGACAGAUGGGGCCACAGUCUGGAGGUCACCACCCUGCUCCUAGCCCUGUACAGCACCACGGUGGCCCUGGCUCGCAACCAGGGGGACACCCGCCCAACUCAGGCACCCCUCAGCCACACCUGAUCUUCCCGGGCCCCGGAAUGGGCCAGCAGAGUCACCCUCCCUUACAGGCCAGCCCCCACAAUCCCACGUCCCCGUCAGGCAUACACCACCUGUCCAUGCCCGCCUACGCCCUGAAUCACCCGCCCCACGGCCACUCCAUGCAAGGCGCCCCGCCUAUGUCUCUGCCUCAGAGCCAUCCGCCCUCGUCAGGCCCCCACAUGAUUCAUGCCCAUUCCCACGGCGGCCCGAUGAUGAUCCAUCAUCAGGGCCACAGUCAGAUGCAAGGCCAUGGACAGAUGCAGCCCAGUCAUCAGUACCCAGGCCAUCAAGUACCAACUCAUGUUGGUAACCCAGGCCCGGGACCUCAUGUGAUACAACAGCCUGGGAUGGGAGGCAUCCCGGUCUCUCAGUCAGGCAAUAUUCCCUAUAUACCUCACCCAGUGCCAAAUCAAGGGAUGCCCCAAGUCCAGUCUUACCCUCAUAGCCAGUGACACAGUAAUAGACAGUUAGGCAAUUCAAUUGAUUAUGUAAGGUUAUGUAAAACAUGUACCAGAGGCUUUGUUCACUGGAACUGAGGUGUCAGAAAGGGGAGAGAACUGGCUUCAGCUCACAGCUGGGUUCCUAGGGACGCUGUGGUACUAAGGCCAUUCCUAGAUGCUAAGAUGGGAGGAGUACAGUUAUCCAAAGGAGGUCACUCCACUGGCAAUAUAGGCAAAUGCCUCUCCCAGACACCGAAUGGAGCAGUCAUGUUUUUUAAGUGUGGAUCUUGGCCCAUGAGAUCAUAAGGAUGGACGAAAGUGAUAAAAAAGGUGUGUGAGAAAGGAUUCAGCGCUGAGCAAGCCCUGAUUCUGCAGCUGAUUUUAACAGAGGACCUUUUCUUGAGGAUGCUUCUCAAUUAUGCCUUCAGAAAUUUCAAGGAUGUUGUUUUUUUUUUUUUUUUUGGGAGUUCAGCCGUAUAUGAAUGAAUUUUAGAGAACAGUUGAGUGGGUGCAAGGCUAUCUCCCUUUGAAGAAUGUUUUCUGAGUCAAUAUAGACUAAUAGGAUGAGUAUUGAAGCAGUGUGAAAUUAGAUGAAAUAAGGGAAGAGCCUGGCUUAAUGAAUGCACUGACCAUAUGUGCUUCUUAGGGAAUACAAUUUUUAACCAAAAAAAGAGAAAAGAAGGAAACAUCUCGCGUGGAACCCAAGUCAUGAAAUGUGAAGCUGCAAAUCAUGGUAAUAUAUAAAAAAACACUGGCAGACUGGUGUCUGUACCAAAAGGAACUGUUCCUUUCCCAGUGGAGACCCAGAAGUUCACGCAACUUCUUUUCUUCUUUUUUUUUUUUUAACCUGUGACGUGUGCAGUUGUUUGCGCAUUAGGAUAAAAUCUAAUCCGAGGAUGUGUGAAUGUGAUGUGUAAGCAUGAAAAAAGGGAAGAGAAAAUGCCAACAGUUAAACAAUGAUGUCAGGACAUUUUGCAAGAAGCUUCAUUGAGUUGGCGUAAAAGAAGCGAGGUUUGUGAAAAACAAUAAUACAGACUUAUGAAACAAACCUCUUAUAUAUCUCUGCACCUUGCCAGGACGUUCUUAAAAACAGGAACUUUCUGUACUAAUGUGCAGAAGUUGGCCUGAUUUUUUUUUUUUUUUUAAAUAUGUAAGGUUUUUUUUUUCUUCUCUCUGGUGCCAAUUCUUGGCAGUGUGAAGCUUCGGAACUGACAUCAACAGAACUACAAAAUAAUGAAAAGAAACAAAAAAAAAAUCCAAAAAAUAAAAAAUACAAAAACUUCGAUAAACCUUUUCUGUUUUAGUGUUGUUGCAUCAUUUCUGACUUCAUCUACACACCUGAGCAGGUGGGGUGUGAACUGUGACAGAUAAUGACAAUGAUGAGGAAAACAUUUAUCUAUAAAGGUUAAAGGCAAAGGAAACACUAAAAUGAAAUAUGUUA
Molecule: messenger RNA, 4284 nt
Organism: Liolophura sinensis
Lineage: Eukaryota; Metazoa; Mollusca; Polyplacophora; Chitonida; Chitonidae
Product: ataxin-2-like protein
Exons: 21
Coding region: 192-2855 (887 amino acids)
Biological process (GO): cytoplasmic stress granule assembly
Cellular component (GO): cytoplasmic stress granule
Molecular function (GO): mRNA binding
Source: RefSeq, a predicted model, not a curated record